CAUCAUUGUUUUCUCUAUGCCUUGUUCUUUGCAGGCAGCACCUAGCACUCUAUAGUCCUUCAGAGAGACUGCUGGCCAUGGCUGAGAAGUCAUCCUGGAAAGCAGGGACACAGAGGGAGCUGCGGGCUCCGGCCCUUGACUUAUGAUGAUGAGCGAGGCAUGACACGCGUCGUGGGUGGCACCAGUGCCAAGGCAGGGGCCUGGCCCUGGCUUGUCAGCAUCCAAGAUCCCUCGGUUGCAGGCACGGGACAUCUGUGCGGAGGGUCCCUCAUCAGCGUACAGUGGGUCCUCACAGCAGCCCACUGCUUUGCCGACUCCAGGAACAUCAGCGCCAUGCGCCUGCUGAUCGGGGCCACCCAGCUGACUGAGCCGGGCCCUGGGGCCGAGGUGCGCCUGAUCAAGCGGCUGCUGGUUCACAAGGAAUACGGUCCCGCCGACCAGAGCAACGACAUCGCGCUGCUGGAACUGAACGAGCCUGUCCAGUGCGGCCCCUACAUCCAGCUGGGCUGUGUGCCCAACGCCACGCUGAACGUGGCACUGCUGGAAGACUGCUACGUCGCUGGCUGGGGUGCCACCACUGCCAGAUCUCAAAGAUCGAGUGACAUCCUGCAGGAGGCCAAGGUGCACCUUAUCAACGUCCAGUUGUGCAACAGCAGCAAGUGGUACGAUGGGGAUGUCCACACCCACAACUUGUGUGCUGGCUACCCGGAGGGUGGCAUCGACACCUGCCAGGGUGACAGUGGGGGUCCACUCAUGUGCAGAGACAACAGCGCUGACUUCUUCUGGGUUGUCGGAGUGACCAGCUGGGGAAAAGGCUGUGCCAGAGCACAGCGGCCUGGAAUAUACACUUCUGUUCAGCACUUCUAUAACUGGAUUCUGGUCCAGAUGGAACUGCUCCCACAAGUAGAGGCUUCUCGGGCAUGGGGUCAUUAUACAACUGCCUCACAACCCUGGGCUCAUCAUACAAACGCCCCAUGGCCCACUCAGAAGCCGUGGCCGACAGCGCUCCCCACUUCUAGGCCAUGGCCAACAACACUGCCCACUCAGAGGCCGUGGCCAACAACACUGCCCACUCACAGGCCAUGGCCAACAACACUGCCCACUCAGAGGCCAUGGCCAACAACGCUGCCCACUCACAGGCCAUGGCCAACAACACUGCCCACUCAGAGGCCAUGGCCAACAACGCUGCCCACUCACAGGCCAUGGCCAACAACGCUGCCCACUCACAGGCCGUGGCCAAAACCAACCCCCACUCAGAAGCCAAGUUUGAUACCACCACCAGUGGAAGAGAUUAAGAGCUGCCCAUUUCCAAUCAAGAAGCUGAUGGAAUUCUUCGCUCAGAUCCAGGAGCUCCUAAAGAAUCUACAGGGAAUUACAGUUUGAGCAGGAGAAUAGACAGGAUUCAGUGCACGUU
This is a messenger RNA of Hirundo rustica (Barn swallow), 1414 nucleotides long. RefSeq names its product acrosin-like. The coding region runs from base 160 to 1383 and encodes 407 amino acids. The record is from RefSeq and is a predicted model, not a curated record. Gene Ontology annotation, molecular function: serine-type endopeptidase activity. The transcript has 5 exons. NCBI's taxonomy places the organism in Eukaryota, Metazoa, Chordata, Aves, Passeriformes, Hirundinidae. Gene Ontology annotation, biological process: proteolysis; acrosome reaction.